ACCAGCUGCGGGGAUACUUGAGCAGGCACGGGGACACCCGGCCGAGGACAGAGGCCAUGGUGAACGCAGUGACUCCGCUCAGGCAGGACACAGCAUGGGAACAUGAGCACAGACAGUGGUGGGAGCCAGGUUCCUCCGCCAGGGACACACUCGCGUGUGGCUGGAGCCACCUUAAGCCCUCGCUGUCCCCUGACUUCGUGGAGACCCUGAGGGCCGUGGUUGGGGCCCCCAAUGUCUCCACGGCCACAGCGGUGCGGGAGCAGCACGGCCACGAUGAGUCCAUGCACCCCUGUGCCCCCCCAGACGUCGUGGUGUGGCCCCAGGCGGUGGGGCAGGUGCAGGAGCUGGCAGCCCUCUGUCACCGCUGCCGUGUGCCCAUGGUGCCCUUUGGCACCGGUACCGGCCUGGAAGGAGGCGUCAAUGCCGUGCAGGGCGGCGUCUGCUUUGACCUGAGCCGCAUGGACGCCAUCGCCGAGCUGAGCCUCGAGGACUUCUCGGUGACCGUGGAGCCCGGUGUCACCCGCAAGGCCCUCAAUAAGCACCUGCGUGGCACCGGGCUCUGGUUUCCCGUUGGUACCGUGGGCAUGAGGGGGGUCAUGGGGCAACAACACUGGAAGAGCUCAGGAUGAGGACACACUUG
Molecule: messenger RNA, 640 nt
Organism: Parus major (Great Tit)
Lineage: Eukaryota; Metazoa; Chordata; Aves; Passeriformes; Paridae
Product: probable D-lactate dehydrogenase, mitochondrial
Exons: 4
Coding region: 57-629 (190 amino acids)
Biological process (GO): lactate catabolic process
Cellular component (GO): mitochondrion
Molecular function (GO): D-lactate dehydrogenase (cytochrome) activity; FAD binding; D-lactate dehydrogenase (NAD+) activity
Source: RefSeq, a predicted model, not a curated record